Frankliniella occidentalis (western flower thrips) is the source of this 5137-nucleotide messenger RNA. RefSeq names its product transcriptional regulator ATRX homolog. The record is from RefSeq and is a predicted model, not a curated record. Lineage: Eukaryota; Metazoa; Arthropoda; Insecta; Thysanoptera; Thripidae. Gene Ontology annotation, molecular function: ATP binding; ATP hydrolysis activity; ATP-dependent chromatin remodeler activity. Gene Ontology annotation, cellular component: nucleus.
GCGCACCGUCAUUUGUAUAUUUCAUCGUCACUUCAUUUACUGUUGACACCCGGAAUUUAGCACUCAGUUCUCAAAUCAAACAAACAAUAUGUUUUUAUCGCCAGGCUAAUUCAUAUCAGUGGAGUAAUGUGACGCGUGGCAUUCACUUGCUUUCAUAGGAAUUGCCGCUUGGCUCAGACAUGUCAUCGCCCAAUUCACCAAGCCCCGUGAAGUUGGUGAGGAAAGGGAAAUCGCUCACCAUUGAGCUGAAAAAGGAAGAAGAAAAGUUUAGGAAAAACAAGUAUAGUGAUGUGACUAAAGUGUUGAAGGAAGAAAUAGUCUGUUCAACAUGUGGUAAUGAUCUGAAACAACAUGUUAGAGAAGGAAAUGAUCUUUGUUAUCAUCCUCACCUGAAGGUGCUUAUGUGUGAGAAAUGCAUCAGAGUUUAUAGGGAUUCUGACUUUCCUGUGGAUGAAGAUGGAGAUAAUAAGUGCUGUUCUUGGUGUGGAAAGGAGGGUACUCUUUUUUACUGUUCCAAUUGUUCCUGUGCAUUUUGCAAAAAAUGUAUAAAGGCUAACUUUGGAAAAGAGAUAUUAAGGGAUUUGCAAGACAAGGAUAAGGAUUUUAAUUGCUAUAUUUGUGACCCUAAGCAACUCUAUGAAUGUCGAGCUUUAUGUUAUGCUGCUAUUGAAUGUGCUCGAAACAAAAAGAGGAAGAAGACAACUUUACAAAAGCAAAAGGUACUUGAAAUGGCAGAGAAAAAACGUCUCGGUGUGAAACCCAAGCGUUCAGAGAGACGAAGAGCUGUUGAUACUGAUACUCUAGAUAGUGAUAUUGAGGUUAUCAUGAGUAGUGAUGAAGAAACAAACAAGUGUGAGACUCCUUUAAAUGUCCAGAGGCCGACAAGCACUCAAAAGAGUGUAGUGAAGGUUGACAAGUUAAAGAAGACACACCCUUUAAAACAAUUAGCGAAGAGUGUUGUGAGAGAAAGUUCAGGUGAUUUGACUGAUUCAGACUUUGAACCAAAGAAUUCCCAACGGCUCAAACCUUGUGUACUUACAAAAGGAAGGAAAUCAAAAGAUUCAGGAAGUGAUUCUUCAAGAAAGAAGAAAGAAAAAGAUGAAGCAAGCUCUUCCAAGGAUCCUGUGACAUCUAGCUCCAGCAGCUCAAAAAAUCCUGAGUGGAUGAUUUUGGACUCACAUGCUGAAGACAUUGCUUGUGCAUCUGCGUCUUUGAAUGAACGCAUCGCUAGUUUUCGUGCAAAAUUUGUAGAGCAGAGCUGGGAACCAAGUUUGCUACCAGUGGCAAUUGACAAACUUAAAUUUUACAUCAAGAGAACUGUUCAAAGCCUUCUUGAUGUUCAAGAUAGUUUUGAAUCUUUAAAUUCAGCAACGUUUAAUGGAUCUUCCAGUACAAACCACAGGGAACAUGUUAAAAAAGAAUAUGAUAUUACACACAAUCCUAAUGAUCCUGAAUUGCAAUCUGUGUGUGAUAGGAAGAGUAAAGGAACUGAGUCUGAGAGUGGUGAAACAGAUGAGUUUCAAGAAUCAAACAGGCCUCAAAGAUGUGGUAGUACUGACUCAGAAGGUGAAGGUUCUAAAGGUAUAGGGGACUCAACAGAAAAUGGGGUAGCUUCUGAAUCAGGAGAUGAUCCUGUGCUAGAAAAAGAAACUGCUGAUGAAACUAAUGAUAAUGCUGGUACAUUUGUUUCAAACGGCAAUACUAGCUGUGAUUUGUUUGAAGAUGAAGAUUUUGGGCGUGAUCAAAUACCUAAUCAUAGAGACAGUGAAGUCUGUGCAUCUGAAAAGCAGUGCCAGAAAGAUGGGCUGCCUGAGGUUGAUCCCCAUCAAAGCACUAAGUCAUUGGCAUGUAAAGCUAGUUUGAUGGCCGAUUCAAGCACUGAUUCUGACAGUUCUAGUAUUAAACCAAAUUUUGCCAAGAGCAAGCCCACUGAAGAUGAUGACAAUUCAGAUGUUGGGGAUUUGAAUUUGAGCCGCCUGUCUAGGCCCAGGAAGAGGAAGUUUGACAUAAAGAGUCUUGAUGUGUACAAGACAGAUGUCAAAUUACAAGGCAAAUGGACUGUGAACAUUGAAAAACUACCUUCACAACAAGUAUCAAGACUGUUAGAGAAGGUUGGCUCUUACUAUGAUGCUGAUACUGAAAGUGGCACUCACAGUGAUGACUCUAUUGAUAACUUAACAAACUUAAAUAAUCUGAAAUGGAAACAUAAGGGAAGUGACGAGGAUAGCAAUAAAAUUCUGAAACCAGAGGGAGCUACUAAAAAGAUAAAAGAGAAAAAACAAACUAAAGAAGAAAAAUUAGCUGAUUAUCUCAAUAGAUCAAGUGGUCCAUCUGAUUGUGAAAUGUCAUUUGAGAACCAACCACUUAGUAGUUUCCUGGAUAAAGAAAAGGAUACAAAUUCUCUCAAUGAUGCCAAAAAGAAAUUAUUACUUCAGUCUUCAGACAGUGAAGCCGAACAAUCUGAAGUGUUGAAAAAAGUUAAUGACGAAACUAAAAAAGAUACAGAUCUGCAGAAGAAGAAGGAAUCUAAGAAAGAACCUGAUAGUACAAUAACUGGAGAGGAGGAAAUAAAUACUAUAUCUGACAGUGAAAAUGAUUCAGAUAAAAAGAAAAGUGCGUGGCGGAAAGAUAAAUUACUUACUGGUAAGCUCUCAGACACCGAUACAAGCGAUGAAGAAAGAAGGUGGGAAAAGAAGAAAGCUCAAGCCAAAGAUGAGAGUAGCUCUAGCGACGAUGAAAUAAUUACUCCCAAGAAUAGAAGGAAGGAGUCUCCAAAGAAAACUGACUCUAAAAUAAUAGAGAUAGAGAGUGAUGGCGACACAUCUGAUGAUUUUGUCAAAAAGAAGAGAAAGGUUUUGAGGAAGAAAUCAUCCUCCUCUUCUUCCUCCGAGUCAGAGAAAGCAAAGCCCAAGAAGAAAAGAAGAAGAAUCAAGGUGGCUGACUCAAGCACAGAUUCUGAUGAAGAUGACAAAAAAAAAACUGCUGAUAGUGAGAGUCCCACUAAAGGUAGAAAGAAAAUUAGGCACAUGAUGAAAGAAGAUGAGCUUGAAGAAGGAACAAAGGAAGCUGCUAAGGAGGAGGAAGAACGUCUAAAACGAAUAGCAGCACGUCAAAAAAUGUAUGAAGAACUAUAUGACAAUAUUCAGAAAGAAUUCCAUGUCUUGGAUCAAUUAAUCCUGGAUUUUGAUGAAGAAACGAAGGAGCCUCUUGUUGAAGUGGAUAAAUCCCUUGUGAAAAAAUUAAAGCCUCACCAAGCAAAAGGUGUUAAGUUCAUGUGGGAUGCUUGUUUUGAAUCCUUGAAAAGAACAAAGGAACAAAGCAACAAAGGAUCUGGAUGUAUUUUAGCUCACUGUAUGGGACUGGGAAAAACAUUUCAGGUUGUUACUCUUGUACACACACUAUUUAAACAUCCAGAAACCAAUGUUAACACUGUUCUGGUUGUUUGCCCUGUCAGCACAGUUCUUAAUUGGGUAAAUGAAUUUGAUAAGUGGCUUAGUGGAGUUGAGGAGGGACCCAGUAUCGGAGUUCAUGAAUUGACAAGGUGCAAGCAAAAUAUGGACCGUUCUUAUCGGUUGAGAGAAUGGAGGGAAGAAGGUGGGGUGAUGGUAAUUGGAUAUGAUAUGUAUCGUAAUCUUACCAACCCAGAUUCAAAACGAUUCAGACCCUCUAUUAUGAAAACAUUCCAAGAAAGCCUUGUUGAUCCUGGCCCAGAUUUGGUUAUAUGUGAUGAAGGACAUCUACUGAAAAAUGAAGAUACUGGUAUUUCUAAAGCUAUGACUAGAGUUAAGACUCUUCGUCGUGUAAUUCUCACUGGUACACCCCUUCAAAAUAACUUGAAAGAAUAUCAUUGCAUGGUGCAAUGCAGAACCGCCUGCACCUACAAAACAGGCAGAGUGGUGGGAAACUUAUAUUCAGGAAAAUGACUUUGAAGACUUGAGAGCAAGCCCCAAGAUACAGAUGCUCUUUUCUAUCUUGAAGGACUGUGAAGAAAAUGGUGAAAAAUUGCUUGUUUUCAGUCAGUCUUUGUUUUCAUUGGAUGUUAUUGAGUACUUUCUGGCAAAAGUUGAUGAAGCAACUCAGAAUGAUACUGUGAAUGAGCUUGUAGAUGGCCAUCGAGGCUCUUGGUCACCAGGAAUUGAUUAUUUCCGGCUAGAUGGUUCAACUCCUACUGAACAGCGGAGCCAUUCGUGUAAUAUUUUUAACAAAACAACUAACGUGAGAGCAAGAUUGUUUUUGAUAUCCACGCGAGCUGGUGGCCUUGGAAUUAACCUUGUAGCUGCAAACAGAGUUAUAAUAUUUGAUGCAUCAUGGAACCCAUCCCAUGAUGUACAGAGUAUUUUUAGGGUCUAUCGCUUUGGACAGAAGAAGCCUUGCUUUAUUUACAGAUUUCUCGCUCAGGGUACAAUGGAAGAGAAAAUCUAUGAGCGUCAAGUCACCAAAUUGUCGCUAGCUGGUCGAGUUGUAGAUGAACAUCAGAUAGAGAGAUAUUAUAAAAUGGCUGACCUUCAAGAGUUGUAUCAAUUUACUCCUGCUGACCGCACUUCAUAUGAAUCACCUAAACUCCCCAAGGAUCGGUUGUUUGCCGAAAUUCUUAAAAAACAUGCUGAAUUAAUAGUGAAAUACCAUGAGCAUGACUCUCUUCUGGAAAACAAGGAGGAAGAAGAGCUGAAUGAAGAAGAAAGGAAAGAAGCAUGGGAAGAUUAUGAAAAUGAGAAGAAGGGACCAAUUAGCCAAGUGCAAGCAACCCCUGGUUUAGAACCCUUACCGUCAAUCGAACAGUUUGAAUUAUCUAUCAGAGCCAGGCACCCUGAGAAGUCUGAUGAGGAUGUGAAAAAAGAUGCAGCUGCUGCUCUUAGACAAGCAGCACUACAGCAACAGAGAAUUCGCCAGGAGCACUACAUGCGAAUACAAGCCAUGCAACAAUUGCAAUAUCAACAAUAUCAACAGCAGCAGGAAGCAAUCCAAAAAUCCCAGGCAGUAGCAGCAUAUGCACAACAAGUACAAGCAGCAUUUGCAGCACAGCAGCAGCCUUAUUUGUUUAACAAUUAUAAUCAAGCUCAGGGAUACCUUCAACCGCAAUAUCCUGUGAACCAAGGCUUCGUUAACAUUCUAAACAUGGCAUCACAUUCAAGACAAG